Fusarium redolens is the source of this 1171-nucleotide messenger RNA. RefSeq names its product Alpha/Beta hydrolase protein. The coding region runs from base 169 to 1107 and encodes 312 amino acids. The transcript has a single exon. The record is from RefSeq and is a predicted model, not a curated record. NCBI's taxonomy places the organism in Eukaryota, Fungi, Ascomycota, Sordariomycetes, Hypocreales, Nectriaceae.
UUGUCAACUGCCAGUAGUUCAUUAACAAACUUAAAUCAGAGAUCCUUCGAAGGAUCAGUCCGAGCGAGCGCCUUCCCAGAGAACCAUCUAAAAGACCCUCCGAAAAUAUUUGUCGGACAAUUCGUGCUCAAGACCCUAGUAUCUUGGCUGUAUCUGCAACGACGCGACAUGGAUGACCACCAAGACAAGAUCGCCACUUUAGCCGACGGGAGAAAGGUUUCAUAUACAGUCUAUGGAUCCCAAGAAUCCAAUGCACCCACUUUCUUCUACCUCCACGGCUUUCCGGGGUCUCAUCACGAGGGAUACGUGAUCAACACCGCUGCAGCUCAACAUGGCGUACGCGUCAUUGCACCAACGCGACCAGGGUACGGCGACUCGACAUUUCAGAAAAACAGAAGAAUUCUCGACUAUCCCAAAGAUAUCAUAGAGUUAGCGGAUAUUCUAUCGAUCAAACAGUUCGCGGUACUAGGUGUCUCCGGUGGUGGACCCUAUGCUAUUGCUUGUCUGAAAGAUCUCCCCCAAGAUCGCCUAGUUGGCAUCGGGACUGUGGCAGGAGUCAUGCCAAUGUCUUUCUCUACGCAAGGAAUGCUUACCAUCACACGAGUCAUGUUCAACAUAGCACCAUACGCUACAGGAAUCGUGGGCUGGAUUACCGAUAGAGUGUUGGGGAACACAGCGCGAGACACCAAACACCCAGAGAAGUUGGAGGAGAUGAUGGACAAAGACAUAAGUGCUCGAUCAGCCAGUGACAAAGAAGUAUGGGAGACUCAUCCGGACUUGAGAAAGUCUAUAGGGCGGGCUACGAGAGAGGCUAUGAAGCAGGGCGGUUAUGCAACUGCGUGGGAAGCGCGGUUGUUUGGAAGCAAUUGGGGGUUUAAGCUGGAGGAUGUCAAAGUUGAGAAGGGAAGGAUGAUAAUGUGGCAUGGAGACUUGGAUGUCAAUGUUCCGAUUGGAGUUUCUGAAAAGGCAGUUCAGCUUAUGCCGGGUGCGGAACUGAGAGUCAUGAAAGGGGAGAGUCAUCUGAGUUUGGUGACCAAGGUGGAAGAGUUCACAGUGGCUAUGAAGGAUAUGCUAUCAAAAUCAGACCCAGGAACCAAGCAGAUUUGAGAGAACAAAAUGCGAUAUAGAUCGAGCUAAAAUCUAUACUAAAAUCCCCAAAUCUCGUCUAAGC